Molecule: messenger RNA, 1130 nt
Organism: Symsagittifera roscoffensis
Lineage: Eukaryota; Metazoa; Xenacoelomorpha; Acoela; Convolutidae
Exons: 4
Coding region: 149-1030 (293 amino acids)
Source: RefSeq, a predicted model, not a curated record
AGGAUCUGAAGCGUGUCGUCUUAACUCAACUGACGUAUUUGCGUGACCCAAUUUCUUAUCUUGUUUCUACAUUGAAGCAAAACCAAUCUUAAAUGAAAAUAAUUCUUUGAACUUUUAUUAACUUAAGUCCAUUCAAUUUAUUCCGAAAAUGAAGAUCGUGAUAGAAGUUCUGGUGUUCACCUCUGUUUUGGGUGUUUGCUGGGCUAAAAAUAAGUGCAGCGGAGACAUCAGAAACUUCACUCAUACUCAACAUUGUCCGGCAUGUUUGCCACCAGAUGAUCUGCACCUGAAGCUGGAUAAGUUGACGGUGGGCAAUGAGCAGAACAUCAUCUACAGCGACAACUUCGGUCACGUGUGCAUUGAGGGGUCGGCUAAGAUACCGAUCGGGUUCGUGAAACCCACAGAUACACUUGACCUCAAAGUCGACCUAAGAGUAGAGGUCAAACAACUCGGGUUGACCUUCCCGGUGCCCUGUGGGACUGUGUACGCAAUGUUAGAGAAUCAAUUUUUCCCCAAGAAAGAAGCAGCAGAGGAUGGGGAUAUGGCCGAAGGGAAGGAGGAGGACGAAGUUAAUGCAGUAGAUGUUAAAACUCACCCAUGGAUCAAAAAGCUAAUGGAAAAAUUUGACUACAAGACAUGUGGCAUAUACGACAUCUGUGAACUCUUAUCACCCGGAGAGGGACUGAGAGACAUCCUGGAUGGAGCUGUGAACAACUCUACUGACAAUUUGGAUGUAUUCGAUGGGUACAAUACCAGUGAACCGAAUGCGUGCUCAGCCGACUUCUUGCAAGAACAGUUGAAGAGUCUAAAUGACUGUUUCCCACUUAGUCUUCCAGAGGCCUUCGACAUUUCGACCUACAAGGAGAUGGCGUUUGGGUUCAAAGAGAUUAGACUGGACAUCACCAUUGAACUCAUGAAGAGAAGCAACGUGAAGAGAGAUGAUGACAACAACGGAGAAAAAAUCGAGAACAAGGACGCCGACUCACAGCAUGUAUUGUGUCUGUUCCUACCACUGCAUGUAGUGUUCUGAUAAAGCCUAGAAAAGUAAAAAGUAAAUUCAGUGAGAAAAAACUGAGAGGAAAGAAUUGUAAAUUAGUAAUGCCAAUAAGAAUUUAACUUUUCAAAAUUUU